This is a messenger RNA of Ficedula albicollis (Collared flycatcher), 887 nucleotides long. RefSeq names its product iron-sulfur cluster assembly 1 (gene ISCA1). The transcript has 4 exons. Gene Ontology annotation, molecular function: 2 iron, 2 sulfur cluster binding. The coding region runs from base 16 to 369 and encodes 117 amino acids. Gene Ontology annotation, biological process: iron-sulfur cluster assembly. Lineage: Eukaryota; Metazoa; Chordata; Aves; Passeriformes; Muscicapidae. The record is from RefSeq and is a predicted model, not a curated record. Gene Ontology annotation, cellular component: cytoplasm; mitochondrion.
UACUCCCUGCAUGGAAUGCGGCCAGCACACCUGACUUCCCACUCACUAUACAUGCUAAAGACCCCUUCUGCUGUCCAGAAGAUAAAAGAGCUUCUGAAAGAUAAACCUGACCAUGUAGGUGUGAAAGUAGGUGUUCGUACAAGGGGAUGCAAUGGACUUUCUUACACCUUAGAAUAUACAAAAUCAAAAGGAGAUUCUGAUGAAGAAGUAGUUCAAGAUGGGGUUAGAGUGUUUAUUGAAAAGAAGGCACAGCUGACGCUUCUAGGAACUGAAAUGGACUAUGUAGAAGACAAACUGUCCAGUGAGUUUGUCUUCAAUAAUCCAAACAUCAAAGGAACGUGUGGCUGUGGAGAAAGCUUUAACAUCUGAAAUCUCAGGUCUACUUCUUUGACUUUGAGCAGCCCAAAACACUUACUAUUACGACUUUCAGAAGCAUAUGCAUUUUCUUCAGGUUUGUAGGCUGCAUAAAGUGGGGAUACUAUUAAGAAAAAUAAACUUAAAUAUUUGAAAAUAUAAGCUGUGUGUUAAAUUCCACCACUGAUGUAGUUAUGAUGUAAUUUGUGAUAAGCUGGGAUUUAAAAGGUAAGAACAGUAAGUACUGCACUAACAUCUCUGUACUUCCACUUGCCAAGGAAAUAAAAUUUCUCUCUUCUUUUCCUCUGUCAUUUUCUUUGUCAAUCCUAAUCAUACUUCCCCAUUCAAAACCAUUUGAAAGAAUACAUUGUGUUCUGCUUUGAUUUGGGGAAAACAAACAAACCAAUGAAAAAAAUUGCAACCAUUUCUAUGUGAGUGUUUAUAAAGAUUUAUACAUACAAACUCAGAGUCCUUGCUUACUUUGUAGUUUUCCAGUGCUUUUUUCUUUUACAAGUGCGUUUUCUGGUAGUUUA